AUCCUCAUUCCUCCACCGCUUGUAUUUCGUUCAGGGUAUCGGAAAGCUUGUAGAACUUUGUCUUGUUCUCAUGAUAACUUUGCUUCAGCGCAUGAUGAUGUUUUUGCUUCAGCGCAUGUUCCACUCUGUGAUUCCACUGUAAAAACUAAUUAUGAAGGAGAAUGUUACAUGAGUAAUGUACGAGAAAAUAUAAUAUGUGUUGUAUAUUAUUUCAGCAUGACCGGAUUAGAGAGGUAACACAAGAAGGAAUAUAACCAGAUCAAGACUGGGUGCUAGGGUGUACGGUGGACACAGCAGUCUGAGACUUGAUAUGAUGAAAAUUUCACGUGCAAUCAUGACAAGCCACGUUCCUAGCUGCACGACUCUGUUUCUGGCGUUUGCAGUGGCAGCACUGUGUGUGCAACAAGUGAAUUCGUUUGCAAAGAGUGCAGGUAGAUCGUCAUUUCGUCCAUGUACAAACAACGUGACAAACGAAGUCGUUGAUUUGACUGCGGAGUGUGGACUGCCACACAUUCCCAGCGUGACGGCAUCAGCGCCCCCUGCUGUGCAAGAGAAAGCCGUGAGAGACCUAGUCGAACGACUGUUGCCACGGCGCGCUGCAGAGUUUAUCAUCACUGUCGAUCCUACGCUAGGACCCACACAUCAUCUGACCUUCAGCAUUCAGACACUUACAUCUACAAAUGGAUCCGUCCAGGUUUCCAUUGCGGGGACGAGUGGGGUCGCUGCUGCCGGCGGUGUGAAUCACUACCUUAAGUACUUCUGCCACGCGCACAUAUCGUGGUCGGGGGACCAGCUGAAGCUGCCAAUGCCGCUGCCGGAGUUACGUGAGAGGAUUGUUGUGACGUCGCGUGACACGCUGCGCUACUACCAGAAUGUCUGCACGUCCAGUUACACGUUCGUUUGGUGGAACUGGACGCGGUGGGAGCGAGAGAUCGACUGGAUGGCGCUGAAUUCUAUCAACUUACCGCUUGCCUUCACCGGUCAAGAGGAAAUCUGGUACCACGUGUUUACUGGCCUGGGCUUCAACGAGACCGAGUUAGCCGAUUUCUUCACUGGACCGGCAUUCCUGGCAUGGGGUCGCAUGGGAAACAUUCAAGGAUGGGGUGGUCCGUUGCCACGCUCAUGGAUGAAGGCACAGUUCUUACUACAGCGGAAAAUUGUCGAGAGGAUGAGGGAGUUUGGAAUGACUCCUGUGCUGCCAGGUUUUGCCGGUUACGUUCCGAGAGCAACGAAGGAGCGGUUUCCGCAAGCCAACGUGUCAGUGCUUGACCCUAGUGGCUGGGGUCACUUCUAUGACAAGUACUGUUGCACCCUGUUCCUUGACCCUCUGGACCCACUUUUCACCAAGAUUGGCUCAUCAUUCAUCAGGGAAAUGAAAGACUCAUUUGGAGUUGAUCACAUAUACAAUGCUGACCCCCUGAAUGAAAUGGUACCUACAUCACGUGAUCCCAUCUUCCUCGCAAACAUUGGCAAAUCUGUUUACAAAUCUAUGACGGUGGCCGAUCCCAAUGCAAUUUGGCUAGUUCAAGGCUGGAUGUUCUACAGUAGCUCUGAAUUCUGGAAGCCAAAGCAAGCAAAGGCAUUCCUGACGUCUGUACCUCAGGGCAAAAUGUUGGUACUCGAUUUACAGGCUGAGCUUUUUCCACAGUAUCGUCGCCUGGAGUCGUUCUAUGGCCAACCGUUUAUCUGGUGCAUGCUACACAAUUAUGGUGGCGUGUUGGGUAUGUACGGUGCAAUAAACCAGACUGCUGAGGGACCAAGCAAGGCUAGAAUGUUUCCCAACAGCACACUAGUAGGCACAGGUGCAACGCCAGAGGGUAUCUUGCAGAAUGACGUCAUGUAUGAUCUGUUGUAUGAAUUGGGUUGGAUGGAUGGAGUAAACUUGACGGCAUGGGUGCAGCAGUACGCGUGGAGAAGAUACGGAAUGUGGUCGCAGCCACUCGUCCAAGCUUGGCACCUCCUUGCGUCAACUGUUUACAAUUGUCAGAAUAACCUCAGACACCACGGAAAGUACGUAAUUGUUCUGAGACCGUCUCUCAAACGCGUGCAAUUAGUUUGGUACGACGUUCCGCAGUUCCUACAAGCGUGGGACGUCUUUGUUUCAUCUGCUGACGCGUUGAAAAAUGUUUCCACUUUCCGUUACGACCUAGUCGAUACGACCAGGCAAGCCUUGCAACUAAUAGCAGCUUAUCACUAUACAGAACUUGUAGGCGGUUAUAGAUCCUGGUCUAUUCCCACUGUUCAGAAAGCUGGGAGGAAACUUCUCUUGGCACUUGACAAUCUAGAAUUGAUUCUUGGUACAAAUGAGAAAUUCCUGUUAGGUUCAUGGCUUGAAGCAGCAAAAUCGCUGGCUACUAAUGAUCAGGAGAGAGUGCUUUAUGAGUAUAAUGCAAGAGUGCAAGUCACUCUGUGGGGUCCAGAUGGAAACAUCUUAGAUUAUGGAAAGAAACAGUGGGCUGGACUUGUGUCUCAUUACUACAGGCCACGUUGGCAGUUGUUUGUGGAUAUAUUACUGCAAUGCCUCUCGACGGGUAAACACUUCAAUCAGACGGCCUAUAAUGAAGAUGUUUUUAGAAACGUCGAACGGCCUUUUACAUUUGCUAGAAAUAGCUUUCCGAUAGUGCCAACAGGUGACUCUGUGGUGGUCGCCAAGCAGAUUCAUGCACAGAUGGCAGGUUGGCGCAGCAAUGUCAACACGGAGGUUUUUACGAAGAUGUACACAGACUACGAAAAUUGGCGCUUGUUUCUCAGUGAGAAGGACAGAUUUACUGACCUUUUAUAAAAACCCUGCUAGUCGUCAAUAAACUGAUCGCGUGUUGUGGAGAAA
Molecule: messenger RNA, 2827 nt
Organism: Priapulus caudatus
Lineage: Eukaryota; Metazoa; Priapulida; Priapulimorpha; Priapulimorphida; Priapulidae
Product: alpha-N-acetylglucosaminidase-like
Exons: 1
Coding region: 311-2782 (823 amino acids)
Source: RefSeq, a predicted model, not a curated record